Spodoptera littoralis (African cotton leafworm) is the source of this 927-nucleotide messenger RNA. NCBI's taxonomy places the organism in Eukaryota, Metazoa, Arthropoda, Insecta, Lepidoptera, Noctuidae. The record is from the annotation of a GenBank genome assembly.
AUGUCACAACGUCUUGACAAUAAGAUAUGGCUCUGGUGCCUUCUAGCUCUUCACGUAGGAUCUGUGUGGGGAACAGCUCGACCAGUUACAGUUAGAACACCACCUAGCAAUCCUUCCACUAUCGAAGCUCAAGCUAAAUUCUUCCAGUAUAGACACUUACCGAAGGCUGACGAGUUUGAUCAGGGACAUCGGUUGGGCAGCGAACGACACUUCACUGAGAGACAUGAGAGGGCCAAGCCCUCUGAAGGACUGUUCUCUGCCAAAGUUCGUUGGGGUGAUAAAAAGGGAGGAUAUGGUGAACAUUACUGGGAUCUGAACCAUGCAGGUAAUGCUGACAACAUUGGAGACGAUGGUGAUGACGGAUCCUACAGAGACUCUCACAAUGAUGAUCCCUACGAUGAACCAAGUAAUAACGCACCAACCUACGGUGAAGAAGAAUAUGACCCAGAAAGGUCAAGCUACGAAGAAACUGGACGAGCAAAACGAGCCCACCCAAAAAGAACAGCACCCAAAAAACAAAACAACAGAGAACGCAACAAUAAUAAUAGAGAGCAAGAAGCAGCUGAAACUUCUCAUGAAGAAGAAUUUGAAGAUGAAGAAGAAGAGGAAAAAACUUAUGAGAAACCAAAACCAAAGAGACAACAGUAUAGGAAGAAAGAAGAUGAUAAUAAGCAAAAAGAAAAGAAUCAAAUAGUAUUAGUAUACUUGCCCCAAGCUCCACAAGUACCUAAACAACAUCUAGAACCACCUCACUUCGUUCCUUACGAAGGUGGAGCAGGAGUAAGACAACAUCAUCAACCAGACGUAACUGCAGCAUCCACCGUCCCAAGACUUUUCUUAGAACCUUCGACUGGUCACGUAGUAGACAGAGCCACGGGGCAAGCUUACGUGUUGCAGCCAAUAGCACCGCAUAAUAAUUACAAUUAG